Molecule: messenger RNA, 1503 nt
Organism: Biomphalaria glabrata
Lineage: Eukaryota; Metazoa; Mollusca; Gastropoda; Planorbidae
Product: venom allergen 5-like
Exons: 6
Coding region: 197-814 (205 amino acids)
Source: RefSeq, a predicted model, not a curated record
GAUUACAUUUGCAAUAAAGUAACUAAGCUGAAGGAAUAGUUGUAUGCAGACAACAUUCGCUGUGACUCUGUGCAUGCGAAUAAAGAGAAUACAAAUCAAUCGGUUUAUACACUUUCAGACUUAACAGUGCACGCUGAUUGGAAUCUUCAUUAUUUGCUUCUGGUUAAUUGGUAAUAUUACUGGGUCAGCACCCACAAUGGAACAUUGCUGCUAUUGUGUCCUUUCAUCAGUGGUCCUCAUUCAGUUUGUGUUCGUCGCAUCAGCGCCACCAGCCGCUAGCCUAGCAACAGCGCCGUCUGCCGUGUUUACAGCCGACCAAAUCAGAACUGUUCUAGAUGCCCACAAUGAAGCUAGGCGGAUGGAGAAUGCCAGGAACAUGCCGAAUCUGAAAUGGAAUAAUGAUCUUGCAACGAAAGCCCAGAACUGGACAGACAAAUGCAAGUUUGCACACCAGCCACCAAGGGUCAGAAGAUGGGGUGAGAAUAUAGCAGCGGUGGGGAACACAAGGCCCAUAAGCAAUCAGCUGACAGCGAUGAUCGCGGAAUGGGUUGAGGAGAAAAAGUUCAACGUGAACGGAACGUUUGAGGAAUGUUGCAGCUUUAGAGCCAGUGACUGCUGUCACUAUACACAGGUUGUAUGGGACAGAACGACAGAUGUAGGAUGUGGUUAUACAGUUUGUGCUAAUCUUGAGUACGGCACUAACCAACUGACGGACAUCGCAUUCUUAGCGUGCUAUUACACACCAUCUGGCAAUAGCCCUAUUGUGACCUACGACUGGAGACCCUACGUGGGUGCCAAUGUUACUCAACCGUAACAUCGCAAGCAUUGUAACAAGAAUCUCGACAGUAACAACAGUGUGAGCAAGUCAAACUCUAAAGAGCUCUAUGGAGAAGUUAAUAGUUUCAAACAAACACACACACACACUAACAAGUUAUUUCCUGUACAUUGUAUGUCACGAAAAGCAGAAAGAUCAGCUUAGGAAAAUAUUUUAACUCUUUCUCUCCGUAAUUAUUUUCCUCGUUCCAAUAGAUUGAUUCAUUUUGCUCAUUUGUAUUUCACUCUCCUGUUAUGAUUAAACUUCAAUAACUUUUUUGUUUGAUAUCUGAAAAUGUUAUAUUUGGUAUCGACUUAUAGGGAAAUGCAUGCUCGUUUUACACAACACAAAUUAAAAAGAUUAUAAAUACAAAAAUAAUUUAGUUUGAUCGGGUCAAAUCAACAUUGGCAUCGUCAAUUAAAAGAGAAAGAGUUAAUAUAAUAAUGUGUGUCAUGGGUAUUUAUAUGUUCGGCAUUGGUUUGUUAACACCACGCACUUAGUACGAUAUACUGCAGGUACUUUAUACGCGUACUGAGUACACAAAUUUUGAGUAGGCCACUUGUACAUGUUCCAAUGAACUCAUUUAUUUUAGUUUUAGACUUUUAAAGCUGUUUCCUUAUUUCUUACCAUUUUUUUUUGGUCAUUGAAAUGUUUGGUAAAGAAAAAAAAAUAAACUAAAAGUGAUUCUA